Molecule: messenger RNA, 2076 nt
Organism: Suillus plorans
Lineage: Eukaryota; Fungi; Basidiomycota; Agaricomycetes; Boletales; Suillaceae
Product: general substrate transporter
Exons: 19
Coding region: 114-1727 (537 amino acids)
Biological process (GO): transmembrane transport; carbohydrate transport
Cellular component (GO): membrane
Molecular function (GO): carbohydrate:proton symporter activity
Source: RefSeq, a predicted model, not a curated record
UUCAGAGUGGCGUUGUACGUACGACACACCGCUUUUAGGCAUCGACGCUUUCUCUGCUUUCCCUCCCUACUUCUUGUUAUCAACUGUUUCCUACCAUCACCAGUCCAUGCAUUAUGGUGGAUGUUGCUCCUCUGCCCUCUCGACGCAAAUUAGUCGGGCAACCUCUCCUUUACGCUAUUUCUGUAUUCGCUAGUUUGGGUGUUUUCCUGUUCGGAUAUGACCAGGGCGUCAUGUCAGGUAUCAUCACCGGUCCCUAUUUCAAACAGUUUUUCAACAAUCCCGGUCCCAUUGAAGUUGGUACCAUGGUCGCAGUUCUCGAGCUUGGGGCACUUGCCACGUCGAUUGCUGCUGGUCGUGUCGGCGACAUAAUUGGCCGGAAGGGGACCCUCUUCACUGGAGCUAUCGUUUUCACCAUUGGUGGUGCUAUUCAGACAUUUACCACAGGUUACUACAUCAUGAUCGUUGGUCGAGUGGUAAGCGGCUGUGGAGUUGGGCUCUUGUCGACGAUCGUUCCUAUAUAUCAAAGCGAAAUUUCUCCACCUGAUCAUAGAGGCGCGCUUGCGUGCAUGGAAUUCACCUGCAAUGUUUUCGGCUAUGCAACCUCUGUUUGGGUGGAUUAUUUUUCUUCAUUCAUCGAAUCCGACCUUUCUUGGCGUAUUCCCCUUUUCCUGCAAUGCGUCAUUGGAAGCAUCCUCGCUGCGGGAAGCCUGGUUAUUCCUGAGAGCCCUCGAUGGUUGAUUGAUACUGACCGAGAUGUUGCCGGGAUGAGUAUUAUCGUGGAUCUGCAUGGAGGAGAUCCUGAUAACAUCAUCGCUCAAGCGGAAUUCCAAGAAAUCAAGGACAAAGUCAUUUAUGAGCGUGAACUUGGGGAAGGACGCUCGUACGCUGUGAUGUGGAAGAAGUAUAAACGACGCGUGUUGCUUGCCAUGUCUUCCCAAGCAUUUGCUCAACUGAAUGGAAUCAACGUGAUUGGAUACUACGCUCCAUCUGUUUUUGAAGAGGCCGGGUGGCUUGGCCGUGAUGCUGUGUUAAUGACGGGUAUCAAUGCGAUCAUUUACACCUUGAGCACCUUACCCCCCUGGUAUCUCGUAGACCGUUGGGGUCGUCGCGUUAUUCUACUUUCUGGUGCCGUUAUUAUGGGCAUUGCCCUGGGCUUGACUGGCUGGUGGAUGUACGUUGACAUACCAGCUACACCCAAUGCUGUGGUUAUUUGUGUUAUCGUCUACAAUGCUGCAUUUGGCUAUAGUUGGGGUCCCAUUCCAUGGCUCUAUCCCCCCGAGAUCAUGCCCCUCACAUUCCGCUCCAAAGGUGUAUCGAUAUCAACUGCAACCAAUUGGGCAUUCAAUUUCAUCGUCGGAGAGACAACUCCAUACCUCCAAGAAGCCAUUACAUGGAGAUUAUACCCUAUGCAUGGGUUCUAUUGCGCAUGCAGUUUCAUUCUCGUUUAUUUCUUAUAUCCCGAGACUAAAGGUGUUCCUCUCGAAGAAAUGGACGCUGUGUUCGGUGAAGGUACAAUUUUCCAAUUCUUCCAGUCGAACGGUAUUGAAUGUAUCUUUGCAGAGGAGAGGCUGGAUUAUGAAUCCGAGCGGGCAUCUCUGAUGUCCAAUGCCCGCAGCCCUUCGGUACGUUCUGGCUCCCGUCGAGUCACAGAACGUGGAUGGGUUAGCCGGCUACUCUAUCGUAACGACAGGAGCACAUACCAGCCCAUUGGUGAGGGCGAUGAAUAGGAACUCGCGAGGAUUGAAGGUGACCACGUGAAGGCGCACGAAGAAGAUUUCCAUGACACGAGGGAGCAGCUCUCGCCCUCCUCUUCUUCACCCACGUCUCCUGUUACUGCUGCGGUUGAUAAUUGAAGUGCUGUUUGAUUGCGAGACAGUAUGCUAGUGUCGCAUGCGGCAAUGUUACUUCUCUGGCAUGUUCUUUCAUUUACCACCAGCAGUUGUGCCUUUCAAUCCUCAUGAUACACUACGUACUGGCUCACAAUUACGACUUCACUUCGUUGACACCAUUCAUGUAUCUUACUGGUCAUUACUGUACUUCCCACCACAAUAUGAUGCGUUAUAUAUAUCACUCUGG